Messenger RNA from Thrips palmi, 3245 nucleotides. Its product is annotated as beta-1,3-galactosyltransferase 6-like. Bases 2021 to 3037 code for a protein of 338 amino acids. Gene Ontology annotation, cellular component: membrane. The transcript has 2 exons. NCBI's taxonomy places the organism in Eukaryota, Metazoa, Arthropoda, Insecta, Thysanoptera, Thripidae. Gene Ontology annotation, biological process: glycosaminoglycan biosynthetic process. Gene Ontology annotation, molecular function: UDP-galactosyltransferase activity. The record is from RefSeq and is a predicted model, not a curated record.
AUUGGGUGGGGCCUGGGGCAGCCAGGGGCCGGGCCCCACAGAAGGGAAGGGGCCCGCUCCCGCCGCGUGGAGAGGGAAGUGCCAACCUCUGCACAAGUUUUGUCGAGAAAUCUUUGCUUUUCUCUACAUCAGCGGCCACUCUGAAGCCAAAUUUCUGCUCUGACUGCGCCUAUUGCAUUUAAUGCAGCCGGUGCAAAAGAUAUGACAUUAAAUUCGGAUGGUUAUUAAUUGUCACUGGCAUAGCAUUGAGAUCGAUUCCUCCGAACUUCGCUUUCGUCGCUCUCUCUCUCUCUCUCUCUCUCUCUUGCACUCACGGGGUGUCCCUUGUAGGUGCAAGAGAGACAGCGAAUCAGCGCGCUGACGUGACUGUAGGGCCACGACGGCCACCACUCCGCGAACCCCGCCACGCCGCCACGCCGCACGCUGCCAAUCCGUCGCCGUUCUCUGUCUUUCCCAUGUGAUCGGUGUAUCUCGAAGUUUCCUGCAGUCCGGUCCGUUGGUCUAGGGGUAUGAUUCUCGCUUAGGGUGCGAGAGGUCCCGGGUUCAAAUCCCGGACGGACCCUGUUUUUCGGGCGCACGGCUUGAUUCCAUUCACCAACGCCAACUCUUGUCACAUUUUAUGCGAGUGCCCCCACGGUAUUCUAGGUGGAGCGCACGGUCCUAAGAUUGUAAGGUUCGCAGAGCCUCUGGCCUAGCGCCUCGCCGAGCGGCCGAAGGUGUAGGUGCCGCUUGCUGACCGCGCAGAUUGGCCAAAAAAGCUGUUUCAGCCGUUCUAAUGAAACACUUUCGCUUUUGUACGGAGCGGUAUUUGAGUGGGGGACGGACUGUCGAGGGCGGGCCCGGGCGGGCCUGUCUUUCUCCCCAACGUGUGGACCUGGGACUCCUCCGCCCAGUUUCACCUCUGAAACCCGUGCCGCAGGGCAUGCUCGCCGCGGCCCGGGCCCGGCCGGGCCGGUUGUGAAGCAGAAGUGGGUCACGCAUUGUCUGCCCGCCAAUUGGUGGGGAGCCGUGCUCUGAUUGGUCCAAAACCGGCUGUGGCUGCGCUUUUCAAUACUUUCGACUUGCAUGUUCAACACCGGGGGCGUAGCUCAGAUGGUAGAGCGCUCGCUUAGCAUGUGAGAGGUACGGGGAUCGAUACCCCGCGCCUCCAUCUUUUUUCCGGGAGUUUUGGACUGAUUUUGCACAUCGGUCUCGGCGGUCUCGGUGUAGCGCCUGUGGAGCGCUGGGUGGGCAGCCAGUCGGCCACGACUGUUUGGCGGGUCGGCCUGCCGUCCCGGCUGUCGGACGCCGCCCGCCUCCUUCAUCUCGCCGGCUGUGCGUCCUAUUCUCGAGUGUAGCAUGCCUCGCAGUGUUUUCCUAAGGAGUUGGCACCUCACUUUUAUUUACACUACGGCAAAUAGUGUUAUUUUUUUCUACGAAGAAGUUUUGGGUUUUUCGUGGUGGUUUAUUUUUUUAAUACGAGCAGAAAAAUAAAUUGUCUGAACUGUUCCGUGUGUCUCAUAACUAUUUUAUCCCUUUCAUCAACGAAAAAUUACUGAAAUUUUGAAAAAAUGCGCCUUUGUGUAGCAGGGAUGGCCACAGUCAACUGUUUUUUCAUAUUGAUGUGUGCCAACUCUAAAUAACAAAAACUGGCAGAUUUUGAAGGAAAUGAAUGGGAUAUAGGAGUGAAAUAGCUCAGAAGACAUGCGUAAUUGAAUUCUCAUUGGAAAAGCUCGUUUGUUCUUGCUCCGCAUGAAUUUAAUUCACUAGGUGGGGCAGUUACGUGGUAGCUUUUAUGUCAUUUUUAAGCUAACUGAACAUACCUCGCCUGAACGAUGAGAAAUUGUAGCUGCGCCAUUCUCGCUAAAGUAUGAGGGAUUUUCUAUUACGUACCAAAACAAACACUUAAAUACAGACGCCCAGGAUUUUGUUGAAGGCUAAUUUUGUGACUUUUACUACAGUAACUUAAGGAAUUCAGUGAUAAUAUUGCUUAGGGAAGUUCUUCAUCUCUUCAAGAGACAUUUAAUUCAGUUUUCGCGAAAUGUCCCCGUCAUUAUAUCACUCUGUACCAAAAUCCCAGUGGUACAGGUUAGGAUCUCGUCCUCUCCUGUGCUUGUUGUUCUUUACCCUGGGUUGUACUUUGUCAGUAUGCUUUCUAGGAUCGAUGGAUUGCCCUUCGCCUUAUGUCGAUAAAAUAGUUUCAACAGAUAGAUCUGAUGUUUCAAAUAUUGGCGAUAAAGUCGAUAAAACCAAAAAGCUUGUAGUAUUAAUCAUGUCUGCGCCUGAUAAUGUAAUUAAGAGACAUGCUCUUCGUCUUACAUGGUUGUCAUUGGUAAAUCAUGAGUCGGUGAAAUACUUUUUUGUUAUUGGUAGUAAACACGUGCAAGGGAAUAGUGAAAAUGUAUUGUUAACAGAAGAGGGUCAUUAUUCUGAUCUGUUAAUUUUACCAAAUGUGGAUGAAGGCUAUGAUCUUUUAACAGCGAAACUGCUUGCAUCGUUAACUUGGAUGAGUAAAAACUUGGACUUUGAGUUUUUGUUGAAAGUAGACGAUGAUAGUUAUGUUGACAUCAGACAGCUAGUCAGAGAGCUGUCAAGGAAAACAGAUACUAAGAAUUUAUAUUGGGGUUAUUUUAAUGGCCACGCCCAAGUGAAACAAACAGGGAAAUGGGCAGAACAAAACUGGAACUUAUGUGACCAUUACCUUCCAUAUGCCCGAGGAGGUGGUUACAUUCUAUCUAGGAGGCUCGUGCACUACCUGGCUGAAAAUUCUAAACUCUUGAAUAUUUACAAGAAUGAAGACGUCUCAGUUGGUGCUUGGCUUGCUCCACUAAAUGUUACCCGUGUCCAUGAUCCUCGGUUUGAUACAGAAUGGGCUUCAAGAGGUUGCUCUAAUCAGCAUCUUAUCACUCAUCCGCAAGAAGUCUCUGAAAUUUACAAGCUUCACGAGUCUUUGAGCAAUUAUGGUUUUAUGUGUCAACGUGAAUCUGUAAAGAGGCGUGCAUAUAGCUACGACUGGAGUGUUCUUCCAUCUAAAUGUUGUAAAACACCUUCUGCUUAAUUUGCACCUACCUGUUUAUUAUUUUUUUAAUUUAUUUCUGGUAUAAAACUGAAGUAUUUCAUUCACAUAUUUUAUUGCACAUUUAUCUAUAUUCAGUGUAAAAGCAAUUGCUAAAUAUUUCUUAUAAUUAUUUCAUACCCAAAGACUGAAUUAGUAUAUGAAAUCAAUCAUCCACAAAGCAAUAAAAAUUUACUACUGAUUUAAUCAA